AUGGCAGAUCCAAGAAUGAGAAGUGCUGCAAAACGUCCUGGAGUUGAGAUAACAUCAUUAUCAAGACCUAUAAAGGCAUCUGAUUUCACUGAAUUUGAUCUAAUUCUUUCAAUGGACGAGCAGAACAAAGUGUGUAUCCAUGUCGUUAGUAUUGUUCUUUGCAGGUUUAUCAUUCAAACUAGGUCGUAUCCUUUGGACCGUCCUUUGCAUACUUCCUCUGUAUUCAGGUACAAUUUCGUGAAAUCGGUUUGGGAACGGUUAUCUCCGAUGCUAUCUCCGCGUGGUAGCUUUGAUUGUGCUGCGAUGCCUGGUCGGAUUAUUGUUGCGGGAGGUGGUUCACGACAUACGUUGUUUGGUGCUGCUGGUAGUAGAAUGAGUUCGGUUGAGGUUUACGAUGUUGAGAAAGAUGAAUGGAGUGAAAUGGAGGAGUUGCCUCUAUUUUGA
Arabis nemorensis is the source of this 444-nucleotide messenger RNA. The record is from the annotation of a GenBank genome assembly. NCBI's taxonomy places the organism in Eukaryota, Viridiplantae, Streptophyta, Magnoliopsida, Brassicales, Brassicaceae.